Capra hircus (goat) is the source of this 2178-nucleotide messenger RNA. It is a transcript of the gene DUOXA1, whose product is annotated as dual oxidase maturation factor 1. The transcript is spliced from 8 exons. The coding region runs from base 472 to 1500 and encodes 342 amino acids. The record is from RefSeq and is a predicted model, not a curated record. Gene Ontology annotation, biological process: protein transport. Lineage: Eukaryota; Metazoa; Chordata; Mammalia; Artiodactyla; Bovidae. Gene Ontology annotation, cellular component: endoplasmic reticulum membrane.
AGUAUCCCAGACCUGGUUUGUCCGGUCAUAGUCUACUUAAGUGCAGUAGGAGAAGAGUAGGGGUUGCAAGAGAGCCCCGCCAAGAGAAAGGGCGUGCGCUUUUGGUGACAGGGCGUCCGGACCUGGUUUCUUCUUUAUCCCAUCCCUGGGAGCGCUUCGUGUGAGGUUCCAUCACGAAGAGGCGAGCGGCGCCGGCUGCCAGGCACGCACUGUUUGGAAGAGGCAAAGAGAAUUGGUCAUCUUUACCGGUUUCAGAAGAAGCAGGAGGCAAUCAAAGACUUCAGGAAGAAAUCCGUGAGAGGCCACAGAACAUUAAGAAUGUACAGAAGAAUGCUGAAUGCAGAAGUCUGGAGCUUGUACUAGGCUGUAUUUCCUUGAAGACUGCAGCUUUAUUUCUUGGCCACCCCUAAUACACACAAAAAGGAACCCCACUGUAUCCUGUGAGCCUCUGCCUCCCCUGAACAACCCCAAAUGGCUGCUUUUGGACACACAUUCCCCUUCUAUGCUGGGCCCAAGCCGACCUUCCCAACGGACACCACAUUGGCCGUCAUCGUCGCCAUCUUUCUGACUUCACUGGCCACCUUCAUCAUCAUCCUGCCAGGCAUUCGGGGCAAGAUGAGGCUGUUCUGGAUGCUGCGGGUAGUGACCAGCUUAUUCAUUGGAGCUGUGAUCCUCGCUGUGAAUUUCAGUUCUGAGUGGUCUGUGGGCCAGGUGAGCACCAACACGUCCUACAAGGCCUUCAGUUCCCAGUGGAUCAGCGCCAACGUUGGACUGCAGAUUGGGCUGGGAGGCGUCAACAUCACGCUCACAGGGACCCCAGUACAGCAGCUGAAUGAGACCAUUGAUUACAACGAGGAGUUCACCUGGCACCUGGGGGAGAACUACGCGGAGGAGUACGCCAACGCACUGGAGAAGGGGCUGCCAGACCCCGUGCUCUACCUGGCCGAGAAGUUCACCCCACACAGCCCCUGUGGCCUGCAUGGCCAGUACCGCCUAGCGGGACACUACACCUCGGCUAUGCUGUGGUCCUGGCUCUCCAGGGUGGCAUUCCUCUGCUGGCUGCUGGCCAACGUGAUGCUGUCCAUGCCUGCGCUGGUCUACGGUGGCCACAUGUUGCUGGCCACAGGUCUCUUCCAGCUGUUGGGACUGCUCUUCUUCUCCACGGCCACAUCCCUCACCCCGCCCUGUCCCUUGCGCCUGGGUGCCGCCACGCUGCACACUCACCGUGGGCCUGCCUAUUGGAUCACGUUGACCACAGGACUGCUGUGUGUGCUGCUGGGUCUGGCCAUGGUGGUGGCUCACAGGAUGCAGCCCCACAGGCUGAAGGCUUUCUUCAGCCAGAGUGUGGGGGAGGACCCUGUGCUGGAGUUGAAUCCCGAGGAAGGGGGACUUCUGAACCCUCGCUACCGGUCCACCACUGAGAGUCCCGAGCCGCAGGACAUCCCUCUGUCAGAGGCUUCCUCCGAGGCCCCCUGCGAGGAGCCUGACUGUGCCCUGUAACCGCUCCUUUCCCUGGUGGCACCUGGACUUCCAAAAUGGCUCCAGACUUUUCUGGAACCCACCCCCUCAAACCACCAGAACUGCCAACAGGCUGGGUUGUAUCAGUUUCCAGCACCAGUCUGAAAGUGGAAUAGGGAAAGAGGCUCCAUCUAUUGGUGUUAAAAGUGGAACAAAACAAAAAGCUCUAAGGCAGACAUCAAGGCUGCUCAUAAACCAGACCAAGCAGAGACUACCUGUUUCUGCCUAGCAACCCUGCUCUCCCCUGGUGCUUUGCCUCAAGGUGGCAUUUACUGAGACCCAGCUUCGCCCACAUAAUGACAUAUGUGUGUGCGGGGUUACAAUGUGAUUCUCCUAUGGUCCCUCUCAUUCUUCUGCAUGUCUUUGAUUUCCUUUUUCCUGGGUCCCUUUUGUUUUUCUUUUACUGCCCCAGCUGGUGUGUUUUCAUUAAUACAAUGAAAGUACUGCAAGGGAGAAGAGACCAAACUUCUUGUCUUAGAUCUAAUAUUAACUUAGUGUGCCACAUUCUCUCUGAGCCUCUGUUCUAAACUUGCCAAAUAAGAUUGUAGGAUUUGCCAAGGACCUUAAAAAAUUCCCAGGGUUUACAUAUUUAUGCCUUGCUGACAUAGCUUGGCCCUCAGACACCACUCCUUUGAUGAAUAAACUAAAGUAGUGAAUAAA